Messenger RNA from Chrysochloris asiatica (Cape golden mole), 606 nucleotides. It is a transcript of the gene CUNH1orf159, whose product is annotated as chromosome unknown open reading frame, human C1orf159. The transcript has 8 exons. The record is from RefSeq and is a predicted model, not a curated record. The coding region runs from base 1 to 606 and encodes 201 amino acids. NCBI's taxonomy places the organism in Eukaryota, Metazoa, Chordata, Mammalia, Afrosoricida, Chrysochloridae.
AUGGCACUUCCUCACGUCUUCCUACUGGCCGGAGUCCUGGUGGAAGUCACCAGCACUUCCACAGAAAGUGUGGUCCAGCAGCCCGAGUGUUGUGUGGAGGUGGCAGAUGUCAAUGCCACUUGCCCUGGCACAAGCCUGUGCGGUCCAGGUUGCUACAGGCACAGGGCUGAGGAUGGGAGCGUCAGCUGCCUCCAAUGCCGCAACGCCACCUAUCCGGCCACUGCCACCAACAGCUCCGAGUGCAGAAGCCCCUCUAGCCGGGCUGACCCCUUCCCCACAAACAAGAGCACAGGGACGCCUGGGCUGCCAGGUCCUGAGGGGUCCCGGGUGGUUGCCUCGCUCUUCCUGGGGACACUCUUCAUCAGCUCCGGCCUCAUCCUAUCUGUGACCAUGUUCUUCUACCUCAAGCGCACCAGUAAGCUCUCCAACAUCUGCUACAGAAGGAACGAAGCCCCAGCCCUGCAGCCCAGUGAAGCCGCUGCGAUGAUCCACCCGUUGCAGUCUUCAGUGCGGAAGCCACGUUACGUGAGGCGCGAACGACCCCCUGACAAGCCAGUAGGUGCUGCAGCUAUCUCCUCAGUGGAGGCCCGAGUCAGCAGCGUCUAA